Peromyscus californicus insignis is the source of this 3273-nucleotide messenger RNA. It is a transcript of the gene Kif18a, whose product is annotated as kinesin family member 18A. Gene Ontology annotation, biological process: microtubule-based movement. The transcript is spliced from 17 exons. Lineage: Eukaryota; Metazoa; Chordata; Mammalia; Rodentia; Cricetidae. The record is from RefSeq and is a predicted model, not a curated record. The coding region runs from base 167 to 2830 and encodes 887 amino acids. Gene Ontology annotation, molecular function: ATP binding; microtubule binding; microtubule motor activity.
CACCAGAGCGGCAGCCAAUGAUAAGGGCAGCUGAGCAAUCUGGCUUGGGUUUGAAUUUGUGGCUGCACUUGGAGCGCCUGGAAGCCGACUCUGCCAAGUGGCCGCGGACGCUUCUUCUAGAGAACUACCCAGGCAUCCAUGUAAGCAGCAAGCAAGAUUCCUGAAAAUGUCUGUUUCUGAGGAAGAUUUAUGUCACCACAUGAAAGUAGUUGUUCGUGUGCGACCUGAGAACACAAAAGAAAAGGCGGUCGCUUUCCAUAAAGUGGUCCAUGUUGUUGAUAAACAUAUACUCGUUUUUGACCCAAAACAAGAGGAAGUCAGUUUUUUUCACAAAAAGAAAACUACAAAUUUUGAUAUUACUAAAAGACCAAAUAAAGAUCUUAAGUUUGUAUUUGAUGCUGUUUUUGAUGAAACAUCAACUCAAACAGAAGUUUUUGAAUACACUACCAAGCCAAUUCUUCAUAGUUUUCUGAAUGGAUAUAAUUGCACAGUACUUGCGUAUGGUGCCACUGGAGCUGGGAAGACUCACACAAUGCUAGGAUCAGCUGCUGAACCUGGAGUAAUGUACCUAACAAUGUUACACCUUUUCAAAUCCAUGGAUGAGAUUAAAGAGGAGAAAGUGUGUAGUACUGCAGUUUCUUAUCUGGAGGUAUAUAAUGAACAAAUUCGUGACCUCUUGACAAAUUCGGGGCCACUUGCUGUCCGGGAAGAUGCCCAAAAAGGAGUGGUUGUUCAGGGUCUCACUUUACAUCAGCCCAAAUCCUCGGAGGAAAUAUUACAGCUACUAGACAAUGGAAACAAAAACAGGACUCAGCAUCCCACUGACAUAAAUGCUGCAUCUUCUCGUUCUCAUGCUGUCUUCCAGAUUUAUUUGCGACAACAGGACAAAACAGCAAGCAUCAAUCAAAAUGUCCAUGUAGCCAAAAUGUCACUCAUUGACCUGGCAGGAUCUGAGCGGGCCAGCACUUCUGGUGCUAAAGGAACACGAUUUGUAGAAGGCACCAAUAUUAAUAAAUCCCUCUUAGCCCUUGGGAACGUCAUCAAUGCCUUGGCAGAUACAAAGAGAAGGAAUCAGCAUAUUCCUUACAGAAAUAGUAAGCUUACUCGCUUGUUGAAGGAUUCUCUGGGAGGAAACUGCCAAACUAUAAUGAUUGCUGCUGUUAGUCCUUCCUCUUUAUUCUACGACGACACAUAUAACACUCUUAAGUAUGCUAAUCGCGCAAAAGACAUUAAAUCAUCUUUGAAGAGCAAUGUUGUUAACGUCAGCAGUCACAUAUCUCAAUACGUAAAGAUCUGUAAUGUGCAGAAAGCAGAGAUUUUAAUGCUGAAAGAAAAACUAAAAGCCUAUGAAGAACAGAAAGCCUUGACUGACAAAAAUGACUGUGAAAAAUUGAUACAUUCAAAUACUCAAGACAAAGAAAUUGAAAGAUUUCAAGAAAUUCUGAAAUGCUUGUUCCAGAAUCGAGAAGGAAUCAGGCAAGAAUAUCUGAAGUUAGAAAUGUUGCUUAAAGAAAAUGAACUAAAGUCAUUCUAUCAACAGCAGUGCCAUAAGCAAAUAGAGAGGAUGUGUUCCGAAGACAAAGUAGAAAAGGCCACUUGCAAACGAGAUCACAGACUUGAAAAGUUGAAAACUGUUUGCUGUUUCCUAGAGAAAAAGAAGGAAGAAGUGUUGAAACAAUUUGAUGAGAAUACUAAUUGGCUUCAUCGAGUGGAAAGUGAAAUGAGACUCUUAGGUCAAAAUGGUGACAUUCCAGAGGUACUCAGUAAAGAUCUUCAUUGUCACCAUUUACACCUCCAGACCAAAGACCUGCAAACACAAAUGGGACACAUGAGGGCUCUAGCUUGUCUCCAGGAGCAGCAGCACAGGCAGACUGAAGCAGUAUUGAAUGCUUUACUUCCGGCCCUAAGAAAAAUGUAUUGCGUGUCAAAAGAAACUGGCCUGUCAAACACUGCUUUUGAUGCUGACUUCAAAGAUAUUGAGCAUUUGGUAGAGAGGAAGAAGAUGGUGGUUUGGGCUGACCAAACUUCCGAACAUUCAAACCAAAAUGAUCUUCCAGGGAUGUCUCUUCUUAUGACCUUCCCACAGCUCGCCCCAAUUCAGUCUAUUCCUUGUUGCACAUCCUCAAGUGAACCUAACUUGCUUAAUAUUACUCCACAAAAAAGAACCAGAAGAAAAUUAAUACCUUCUUCCUUGGACAUAAAACAUACUCAGAAGUCUAUACUGUCUGAAAGUACACAACUCAAUGAUUCUUUCAGCAAAGAACUUCAGCCUAUUGUUUAUACCCCAGAGGACUGCAGAAAACCUCUUCAAAACCCAUCUCCAGCCUUAAUAAGACCUUCAUCACAUACUACAAAUAUGAUCAAUGAUAAUUCUCUGAAAACGCUGUGUGAAGUAGAUUCUCCUCUCAACAGGAGAACAGAGUGUAAACAGGAUUUGGACUCUACAUUUACUAUAUGUGAUGACAUCGGGAGCUUGAAUAAAUUGCCUGAACAAGAAUCACUACAAAACAGCAAAAGCAGUUUAAAUAGGCUUGAAUCUUCCUCAUUUUCAACUAAGGAUUCUAGGCCUGUAUCGACAAGUGUGCCAUCCUACAUGGCCAUGACUACUGCUGCAACAAGGAAAAGGAAGUUCAUAAGUUCUACAUCAAAUGCUCCAUUAAAAUCUGAAGAAAAUCAUGGAUUUGCCAAACGCAUUCGAAAGGAUAAUUCAAGUGAUAAGCUCUUGCAAGAAAACAGACUGACAUUGGGUUAUAAAAGAAACACCAACCAAGUAAAUUCAAACAUGCUUAGAAAAUUAAGAAGAAACACUUUUAAAGAAAAUGUUCGCUAAGAAGUGUCAAUGUCCUUUGCCUGGUAUUUGUCCCUGCUGAAAUACAUUUCAAGUCUCUGAAAGAAGGCAAUCUGAAACUGUUUACUAAAAUCUUUUCAUCAAACAAAAUGAAAUUUCUGUCUUUUAAGUAAAUAUAAAAUUACAACAGGUUAUGUUUCCCAUUUCUCAAAUAUUUGUUACUCUUGAAAAUCUCUAGUCAGCAUUAUGUUAGUUUAGUUUUACUUUACCACAGCUUGAUUAGGACAUUUUAGAAAAAAGAGUGAACCAAAUUACCCCUAUUAUUUUCAAAAUAAGGAAAUUUAGAAGUCAUAAAACUAUGGACAAGAUAUAUUUGGUCUUCUGUUGUUUGUCAAUAUGUUGUUUUAUACAUACAUGUGAUUUUAUGUUCAAAAACUUUGAUGUAAAAAUGUAGAUAUGUGUGUCCAUAACAUUGUAAAUAUUGU